Peniophora sp. CBMAI 1063 is the source of this 1908-nucleotide messenger RNA. NCBI's taxonomy places the organism in Eukaryota, Fungi, Basidiomycota, Agaricomycetes, Russulales, Peniophoraceae. The record is from the annotation of a GenBank genome assembly.
AUGUCCUCCACCUUGGACCGCCAUCAGUCCCCGGUUUCUUCCUCCCACCAUCGCGCCAACUCUGAUACCACCGUGACGGCGCAUGUCUCGUCGCCCAUUCCCCAGUCCUCCGACCCUUUCCUUCGCGUCGACUCGCUAGACCCAUACGAUGACAUGCUCGCGCGCACAUACUCGAACCCGCACUCGCAGUCGUACUCGCACUCGCAUGCGCACGAACAUAGCAGGGCCGACAUCUCCUGGGAAGGCGGUCUCAGUCUCUCGGGCAGUCCUCUCAACCCGCACGACCCGCACAGGCCUUGGCGACGUGUGGCGCGGACCAGGAUGCACCGCUGGAGAGCGAUUCACACCUUUACACUCGCUCUUAUGGCGGCAUGGGCGACAUACACCAGCGUUCGCUACUUCAUUGCGUUCGUCAUGUACCGGGCCCAGGCACGAAGAACACUGUCGCUCGCCUUAGGCACAGCCUCGUUGGUCGCGCUGAGCUUGUCGCUUCUGCUCAUUUCGAGCAAGCCAGUACUUGGGCCAUUCGUGCGCGCUCGGCCGGACUUGCUGCGCUGGUGCAGACUUGCAGCACACGUAGCUCGCGCUUCUGUCACACUCUUGAUAUUGGGACCCGCCAUCGUGAACUUUGUACUUGUGUUCCUGUGGCGCGACAACAGCGACUCGGCCGUACGGUUACGCGGGCGGUGCAAAUGGGAUAUCGACGUCGAUUGGACCGCAGGCGUAGGCUCGCAAUGUCAGUCACCGGUGUGGGGUGUGUGGAUAGCUGCAGCGAGUGCGCGGCUAGCGCUGACUGUAGUCACACUCAUCGCGUAUCAUGUAGCUUAUGUGGCCCACAAUAGGGCACGUCGAACGCCGCGUCCCAUUCUACACGACACGAAAGAGCGGCCAGAGUCCUCGGCACUCACCUCCCCACAGCCCGUCACAUUCACCCUACGAAGUCGGGAUUCGAUGAACCCUCCUCUUCCUGUAACACCGCCAGCGAACUCUUCCCCACGUCGUUCAAUAUGGGAGCGCCGCUCAGGCAGCAGUUUCGGCCCCACUGCCGACCUUUCAUCUGGUUCUCAAACCGUUUCUUCGCACGAGUCGGGCUCCGGUGCCCAAGAGUCACGACCAGCACUCAGCUCCCUUCCCUCGCCCACCUCCGCAGAACAAGCCAACCUACUCGCAGCACAAGACCUGCAGAACUUUGCCGCCAGCUUCCGCAACCUCGUCGGUCAAGUCUCUCGCGAGAUCUCAGAAGGUCGCCUCAGCCCACCGAGCGAGAGUCCGCGCACACCGCCUUUACACUCUGUCAUGAGCACGCACACGCCAUACGUCUCCCUCGACGAGUUUGGUCGACCCGUACCGCCUCUCGAGAGCGUCGCCAUCUUCGGCCGCCCCGUCCGUCGCAUGCCGACCAUCGAGAGCAUGGGAACGUUCGCGACGACACCCGGCACGGAUAUGCCGCCGCGAAGUCCGACCGCGGGAAGCAUGCUCAGCAAUCAAAGUCGCGCGCCGACGCGCAUGAGCAUGGUCACCAUGAGCAUACCCAGCGCUCCUCCCAGUCGCUCCAACUCGCUCACGCAGGGACCUGGACAGCCACGAGAGCCACCGCGGAUAGCGAACGAGCCCGCUGAACACGUUCUACGCCAUACGCCGGUCAGCAUGAGCAGCUUCCAUACUGCGCAGACCAACGUCAGCGGGUCCAACUCGAACUCCGGUUCGGGUUCGGGUUCGGGUCUCAGUAGGAGCAACAGCCUGAACGCUGUCGAUCUGCUUACGCCCGUGGACGAGCAUGAGCUCACGCCGGGUCAGAUUGUGGACCAUAGAACGGCGAGUCCGGAGGACUACGGCCAGGUCGUGCGGGCAUCGGGAGACUUGUCGCGCUCGAACUCCGAGGGCAGACCACGGACAGCGCCGAUGUGA